Erigeron canadensis is the source of this 2411-nucleotide messenger RNA. Its product is annotated as endoglucanase 6-like. Gene Ontology annotation, biological process: carbohydrate metabolic process. The transcript is spliced from 9 exons. The record is from RefSeq and is a predicted model, not a curated record. The coding region runs from base 162 to 2030 and encodes 622 amino acids. Gene Ontology annotation, molecular function: hydrolase activity, hydrolyzing O-glycosyl compounds; carbohydrate binding. Lineage: Eukaryota; Viridiplantae; Streptophyta; Magnoliopsida; Asterales; Asteraceae.
UAUCUACAUCCUCUCUCCCUCGAUCUCUCUUCCCACCCCCAUACACCUCUCUCUAUAUAGAAUUGGUCGGUCUAUAUAGAAUCUAAACUGAUAAACCCAUACCAACAUUGCCAUUUAAACAUAUACAACCAAAAAGCCACAAUAAAGUUGACUGAUUUCUAAUGGAGGUUUUAAUGAGACUAUAUUCAAUGGCAACUACUCUGUUUCUCCUUAUUGGGAUUUUACCUUUAGCUUUAGCAGGUGGACAUAAUUAUGGCCAAGCUCUUACUAAGAGCAUUCUUUUUUUUGAAGCUCAAAGAUCUGGUUACCUCCCUGGAAAUCAAAGAGUCAAAUGGAGAGGCCAUUCUGGUCUCAAGGAUGGCAAAGUCAAUGGGGUGGAUCUAGUUGGAGGGUAUUAUGAUGCAGGGGACAAUGUGAAGUUUGGGCUGCCAAUGGCAUUCACAGUAACAAUGAUGUCUUGGAGCAUAAUAGAAUAUGGGAAGCAAUUGGCUCAAAGUGGUGAGCUUGGUCAUGCCAUGGAUGCUGUUAAAUGGGGUACUGAUUACCUCAUUAAAGCUCACCCACAACCUCAUGUGCUUUAUGGAGAGGUGGGAGAUGGUAACACUGACCAUUACUGUUGGCAAAGGCCAGAGGAUAUGACCACUUCGAGAAAUGCUUAUAAAGUUGACCAAAAUAACCCUGGUUCGGACCUCGCUGGAGAAACUGCGGCCGCUAUGGCUGCAGCUUCCAUCGUGUUCCGUCGCUACAACCCUGCAUACUCCAAGUUGCUCCUCUCUCAUGCCUAUCAGCUAUUUGAUUUUGCGGACAAAUACAGGGGUAAAUAUGACAGUAGCAUAACUGUGGCACAAAAGUACUAUCGGUCUGUCAGUGGAUACGCAGAUGAAUUGUUGUGGGGAGCUGCUUGGAUGUACAAGGCAACAAACAAUAAUUACUAUCGGAAUUACCUAGGUAGAAACGGCGAUACACUUGGUGGGACUGGUUGGUCCAUGACCGAGUUCGGUUGGGAUGUUAAGUAUGCUGGUGUUCAAACCCUUGUCGCUAAGUUGUUGAUGGGAGGAAAAGCCGGUCGUCAUGCCCCAGUGUUUGGGAAGUACCAACAAAAGGCAGAGUUUUUCAUGUGUUCAUGCCUAGGAAAAAGUAAUCACAAUGUUCAAAAGACUCCAGGGGGGCUCAUUUUCCGGCAAAGAUGGAACAACUUACAGUUUGUCACAAGUGCAUCAUUCCUCCUUACUGUCUAUGCUGAUUACUUGACUUCUGCAAGGAGAAACUUACAGUGUUCUUCUGGCACCGUCACCCCUCCUCAACUUCUAGCAUUUGCCAAAUCUCAGGUGGAUUAUAUUCUUGGAGACAACCCAAGAGCAACAAGUUAUAUGGUUGGAUAUGGGAAAAACUACCCACAACAAGUACACCAUAGAGCGUCUUCAAUUGUAUCUUUUAAGGUCAACCCUUCAUUCGUGACCUGCAGAGGUGGGUAUGCUACAUGGUUCAGCCGAAAAGCAAGUGACCCGAAUCUCCUAACAGGUGCUAUUGUUGGUGGGCCUGAUGCAUAUGACAACUUUGCUGAUCGAAGAGACAACUAUCAGCAGACUGAGCCUGCUACAUAUAAUAAUGCACCUCUUCUUGGAGUUUUGGCUAGACUAAAUGCUGGUCAUGCAGGUUAUAACCAACUCCUUCAAGUUGAAGUCCCUCUUCUUAAGCCUACAGCAGUUCAACCAGAGCCUAAAGUGACUCCAAAUACAGGUUUAACUGCAAUUGCACAAAAGACUACAAGUUCAUGGAACGCCGAUGGUAAAAAAUACUACAGAUACUCAGUUACAGUGACUAACAAAUCAAACAAGACAAUCAAGAACCUUAACAUUUCAGUAACAAACCUCUCUGGUCCUCUAUGGGGUCUAACCAAGACCGCAGGUGGUUCAUACGGGCUCCCAACAUGGGUUAACUCAUUACCGGCUGGAAAAAGCAUUGAGUUUGUGUACAUUCAUACUAAUGCUCCAGCCACAGUCUCAGUUUCAAGCUACACAUUAGCGUAAACGGUCAAAGAAGACCAAAGGAUGUAUACAAGAAGCUUACAAAGGAAGUCCAUUUUUUGUGAUUUUUCUUUUAGGGCUUAAGAAUAAGGUCUGGAGAAUGGAGGGUGAAAGGAGUGAAGAGACGGUCUAAAAAAAGAAGUGCUCAUCCUCUUUCUCCUCCUCCUUCGUUAGGUCUUGGAAUGAUACAAUUUGAGGACAGAUACAAGAAAAAGGCAUACUUCGAAUACACAAGUGAUCGGAAGAAUCCUUUUGUCUUUUUUUUCUUUUUCUUUUUUUUCCCCCCCUUUUUACUUCAAAAUAGGUUGAAGUGUUAUCUCUUCUUGUUUGUGUGUAAAUCUGGCAACAUUUUCUUACCUUGCGAUAUGAUUAUAGAUCUUGUUA